GGCAGUCAGUCAAAUGUCUAAAUCCUUUUGACAGUUCUUUCUUUUUGUUCUGUCAAACGAACUGAAACAUGGCUGAGGUUGAUGAAACUCUCAAGAAGAAACGUACCUUCAGGAAGUUUACCUUCCGAGGGGUCGAUCUUGAUCAACUUCUUGAUAUGCCCAAUGAGCAACUCAUGGAGUUGAUGCACGCUCGAGCUCGCCGGCGGUUUGCUCGUGGUCUUAAACGUAAGCCAAUGGCGUUAGUCAAAAAGCUACGUCGCGCGAAGAAGGAAGCACCUCCGAAUGAGAAGCCUGAAAUCGUCAAGACACAUCUGCGUAACAUGAUCAUCGUUCCUGAGAUGGUUGGCUCAAUUGUGGGCAUUUACAAUGGAAAAACAUUCAACCAGGUUGAAAUCAAGCCAGAGAUGAUUGGACACUACCUAGGGGAGUUCUCUGUUACAUACAAGCCAGUAAAGCAUGGUAGGCCUGGUAUUGGUGCAACGCACAGUUCCAGGUUCAUUCCCCUCAAGUAGAAUUACUUGACUGUCAUUUUCUAGGUUAAGUGGAAAAAGUUUGCGCAAGAGUACAAUAAAGUUCUUGUGUAAAUAAAA
Molecule: messenger RNA, 590 nt
Organism: Papilio machaon (common yellow swallowtail)
Lineage: Eukaryota; Metazoa; Arthropoda; Insecta; Lepidoptera; Papilionidae
Gene: RpS15
Product: 40S ribosomal protein S15
Exons: 4
Coding region: 69-512 (147 amino acids)
Biological process (GO): translation; ribosomal small subunit assembly
Cellular component (GO): cytosolic small ribosomal subunit; ribosome
Molecular function (GO): structural constituent of ribosome; RNA binding
Source: RefSeq, a predicted model, not a curated record